AUGGAUAUGAUGAACAGAGUAUUCAGACCCUACCUGGAUAUCUUUGUUGUUGUAUUCAUUGAUGAUAUAUUGAUAUACUCGAAGAGCAAAGAAGAUCACAAGCAGCAUCUCCAUUCGGCCCUGGAAAAGCUAAAAGAACAUCGGUUGUAUGCCAAAUUCAGCAAAUGUGUGUUUUGGCUCAAGGAGGUGAAAUUUCUAGGACACGUAAUCUCAAGUCAAGGGGUAUCAGUUGAUCCCAGCAAGAUUGAAGUCGUGGUAAACAGGAAGCGUCUGACUAACGUGCACGAAAUUCAAAGUUUCCUGGGAUUGGCUGGUUACUAUCGACGAUUCGUGGAAGGAUUCUCCAAGCUAUCAGGACCCUUUACUGCCUUAACCAAGAAAAAUGCUAAGUAUUUUUGGACAGAGAAGUGUGAGCAGAGUUCAUGGAACUCAAGGAAAAACACGCAACCUCGCCAGUGCUAG
Messenger RNA from Juglans microcarpa x Juglans regia, 462 nucleotides. RefSeq lists its product as uncharacterized. Bases 1 to 462 code for a protein of 153 amino acids. The transcript has a single exon. The record is from RefSeq and is a predicted model, not a curated record. NCBI's taxonomy places the organism in Eukaryota, Viridiplantae, Streptophyta, Magnoliopsida, Fagales, Juglandaceae.